AGAAGAGCAGAGGCAAGGCGAACACAGCGGAUUUUCAGAAAGGAAAGCGUUUGGAUUAAUCUCGCGGUCCGGCUGUCCCCAAGGCUGCAGGAGCUGGCACGGUUCGACGAGCAUAAACGUAGGCACAUAUGCUGUGAUGGGAAAAGAAGAAUAACCGUGCAUGUGAGGCGGAGGGACGACUGGAGAGCUGCAGUUGCAGGACCCUGGAAGAGACGUGAGCCUCGGCCAUGAUGACCAUCAGCAUUGAGCAGAAUUGCUGCUGCUUCUCACAGUUGGCUGAGCCCUUCUGUAGUGAAUCGACCUAUUGUUUUGGGACCCCAGAGCUUCCACGCUACAGAUCUCUCCUCCCCCGCCCCCCUUUUUCGGUCGCUCUCCUCCUUCACCACCACCACUAUUACCCCCGCCGUAGAAGCCACACAAUUUGCCGUUCCUCCACAUGACUCUGGAAGCUAUAAGCCAGGCUUGAGUGCCAAUGAAGUGUAAUGCAUUGUGGGACGUGUGUAAAAUAUUUGGAUCUUUCAAAGGGGGGAAAGGAACGGGCCUGCAGCUUGCUUGAUGGACAAGGUAGUGGCAAAAUGUUGCUCACAGAGCCGACCGAGCGGUGCCUGUGAAGAGACUGAUGUAAAACGAGUGCAGCUUACAAGCCGUGAGGCCUGGCUCAUGCAGCAGCAGCAGCUGCUGCUGCUGGCUACUGCUCCUGCCCAUAGUGGAUUAGACUGCAGGUAGCCUCACAAUGAAGAAGACCCGAAGUACAACCUUGCGGCGUGCCUGGCCUAGCUCUGAUUUUUCUGACCGGGCCUCUGAUCGCAUGAGGUCCCGCAGUGAAAAGGACUAUCGGCUGCACAAACAUUUCCCACCAGCGUUCCUCUCCCAAGCAUCACGGGGCUACAUGACUUCAGGUGAUGUAUCGCCUAUCAGUAUGUCUCCCAUCAGUCAAUCACAGUUUAUCCCACUUGGGGAAAUCCUUUGCUUGGCCAUUUCUGCAAUGAACUCAGCACGAAAACAAGUCACACAAGAAGCACUAAUGGAACACCUAACAACCUGUUUCCCAGGUGUUCCAACUCCAAGUCCAGAAAUCCUUCGUCAUACCUUAAAUAUGCUUGUACGGGAGAGGAAAAUAUAUCCAACUCCAGAUGGCUACUUCAUUGUGACACCACAGACUUAUUUUAUAACGCCAUCACUUAUUAGAACUAAUAGUAAAUGGUACCAUCUGGAUGAGAGGAUACCUGACAGAUCUCAGUGUACCUCUCCACAGCAAGGAACCAUAACGCCUUCCACCUCAGGCUGCGUCAGGGACCGAACAUUACCCAAAAACCACUGCGACUCCUGCCAUUGUUGCAGAGAAGACAUGCACAGCAUGCAUGCUUCCACUCUACAAAGGAAAUCAGCAAAAGACUGCAAGGACUCCUAUUGCCCCCCUUCCAUGUGCCAGGUGCCACCCACUGAAAAAAGUAAAAGUACUGUAAACUUUUCUUAUAAAACAGAGACACUUACAAAACCUAAAGAUGGAGAAAAGCAGUCUAAAAAAUUUGGGCUAAAAUUGUUUCGACUAAGCUUCAAAAAGGAUAAGACAAAACAGCUGGCCAAUUUUUCUGCCCAGUUUCCUCCUGAGGAAUGGCCUCUGAGGGAUGAAGAUACCCCUACCACUAUACCUAGGGAGGUAGAGAUGGAGAUUAUUAGGCGUAUUAACCCAGAUUUGACUGUGGAAAAUGUCAUGAGGCACACUGCACUAAUGAAGAAACUUGAAGAAGAAAAAGCUCAAAGAAGCAAAGCUGGAUCUUCAGCUCACCAUAGCGGGAGAAGCAAAAAGAGUAGAAGUCAUAGGAAGUCCCAUGGAAAAUCUCGGUCACAUAGCAAAACUCGGGUCUCUAAAGGCGAUCCUUCUGAGGGUUCCCAUUUGGACGUUCCAGGUGAAAGAGACUAUGAUUUCUAUGAUCCCCUCACAAGGUCCCCACGGGAAGGCUGCUUCAUAAUAGAACACAAAAGGGACAAUUUUAUUAUGCACAGCAGCCCUAAUGUUCUUGAAUCUCACUUUCCUAUGACACCUGAAUGGGACGUAUCUGGUGAACUAGCCAAAAGGAGAACUGAAAUGCCUUUUCCUGAACCUUCAAGGGGAAGUUCCCAUUCUAAGGUCCAUCGAAGCCACAGCCAUACACAGGACCGAAGAUCAAGAAAUGAGAGGUCUAAUAAAGCCAAGGAGCGGUCUCGAUCAAUGGAUAACUCGAAAGGACCUCUGGGUGCUUCUUCUUUAGGUACACCUGAAGACAUAGCUGAAGCUUGCAGUCAAGAUGACCAAACAACCAGCCAAACGUACAUUGAUGAUAGCACCUUAAGGCCUUCGCAGUCACUCAGUCAUCAAAGGGCUCUGAUGUCAUCUGCAAACUACAAAGAAAUAGUUAAACCUGAAAAGACUAGUGGCAAUGCAGAAACCCCCACUCCCUGUAGCCUCUUGGAACAAAGCAAGUCAGCAGAGAAUUUACCACCCUAUAAUGAGCUCAACCCCUGUACAACUAAGUCAGUGAUUGAUGAUUACUUUCAGUGUAACACCUCUAGUGAAACCGUACUUACUGCUCCUUCACCUUUGGGGAAAAAUAAAGAAGACCAUGACACAGUGACUUUGACAGAAAGUAUUAAAAAAGUUUCUCCCUCAGAAAGACACUCCCAGCACAUAGCCCGAGAACCUGGAGUGCACAAAGAUGAGUCGCCAAAAGGGCCAAACAACAGUAGUGGACCAGUUGCUACUAGCCAAACCCCUGAAGUGAUUGCAAAUGGCCGACUGGUUCAACAUCACAAUAUGGAAUCUAGUAGCCUUGAUAAGAGAAAAGAAAUAUUUAGUAAAGACACACUUUUUAAGCCUCUCCACAGUACUCUGUCUGUGAACAGUUUUCACAAGCCAAGUGUGCCACUGCUAAAACCUCAUCAAAAGGCACCUUCUGACUCAUUGCCAAGCAGAUGUGACAAACUCGAACAAGCUAUUGUAACCUCAGUUACCCAAGUCAUACCUGUUUCACAGAGACAGCAAGAAACAGCUGGAAACCAAGAAGCAUCCUUUGAUUAUUACAAUGUAUCUGAUGAUGAUGAUUCUGAGGAAGGGACCAAUAAGAACACUGAGGAAGAAAAGAAUCGGGAUGAUGUGGGCACUAUGCAGUGGCUUCUUGAGCGGGAAAAAGAAAGAGACCUGCAAAGGAAGUUUGAGAAGAAUCUCACUCUCCUUGCUCCAAAGGAAACUGAGAACAGCAACAACCAGAGAGCCACACAUUCAGCAAGGCUGGACAGCAUGGACAGCAGCAGCAUCACGGUCGAUAGUGGGUUCAAUUCUCCACGUACUCGUGAGAGUUUAGCUUCCAACACAUCAAGCAUUGUUGAAAGCAACAGGCGUCAGAAUCCAGCUCUCAGUCCUGCACAUGGUGGUGCAGGUCCAGUGUUCAGCUUCCGAGCAAGUGCCGACCCUCCAACAACUGAAAAUGAAAAACUGCAGAAACCUGCUAAUUGCCUGCAAGCUUCUGUUACAAGUGUUUGAUAGUGCUUCUGCCUCAGAUCUUCUGUUUCAUCCUAUACAGCAAAGUUUACGUCAUGGGGACUGAUGUUUACAUCUUUGGGAGGAAAAAUACCAGGCAUCUCAAUCGCACAGUUUUGUGUCGACUUAAACUGUGCUGCUUCAUAGGCUAGGGGCAACAAAGAAAUCUUUAUUUCAAGGUAUUGCUUUUCACAUUUUGCAGCUCUGUAGCAAGAGAAUAGCAGUAGGGAUAAUAUGUACACUUUUGCUUCACUUAAUCGUAACUGAGCGCAUAUAUGAAAGUCUAGACACUGUAAGUGUAAUCUGCAUUUUCAAUGUCAUGCAGUUGCCAGCUUCAUUUUAAAAUGCCACAGAUAUGUGAUGCCCCCUACCACUGGUUAAACUAUUUGCCACAGAGUUGAUUCUUUUCCUUUAUAAACUGAGCCUUCAUUGAAAGUAAACAGCUAAGAGUCACCUUGAGGGAAAAUAAUGCCAGAUGAGUCUAGGAAAGACCUCAGCUCUACCUGUGAAUUAUUUAUACAUCUGUCAUUUUCACUGUGAGUCUUCAUGACAUGAUCUUGCAAGAAUCCAUAGCAAGAAGUAAGUCAACAGAGGUCAUGUUUUAAAGAGGUGGGAAAUAAUGGAGAUAUUUUCUAGUUUUACUCUUUUUUUAAAAAAAAAAGUAUGAGAUGCUUAUCUAAAACUUAUUUCUUAAUUUCCAGUAGUUGCAAGUAGGGAUAUAAGAUUUUAAAUUAAAGGUAAGGAAGGAGAAACCUAACUUUGAUUGAGGCACAUCACUAAGUGAUACAAGAGGUAACAGGAUUUUUUUUUAGUAUAAGUAAAAUAAAGUGAUCACUUUUAAUCUGUCACUCCAGUUAUUAGCCCAAAUUAUUAUUAGUAUCAAAAUAAUUUGUUUGAACAAAAAGAAAAAGAAGAAAGCUCUUUGUGAUACAAAUGAUGAAUUAUGAGCCUGAAGGGUUGAUUUCUUUCUAUGGAAGGACAUAUAUUUUUAUUUUAUGUAGCUUUUAGAGUGCCUAAAUUAGGCUGUUGAAACUAGCAUACACUGUAGAGAAAAUAUUUAGAGACUAAUAAACUUCAGGCCUUUUAUUGAAUUACAUUUCUUUGUGAGUAAACAUUGUAUGGAAAUACUUAGUUUAAAAAUAAUCAUGAGAGUUGAAAUUAAAUGUGUCCAGGUGGGCUGCUGAUAAAGAGAGCGAUUAUUUGUUUUGAUUCGAGAGAAUGAGAGAUUCACUGAUGUACUCAAAAUCUUGCUAAGUUUUUCAUCAACAAAGGUUAAUUCAAUAAAAGACAUCGCUUUACCUCUUUUGUAAAGUCUCACAAAGUUGAUAGACAUUCUGUAUCCACAGGUCUAUUAUAUCUAAUGUGUAUGUCCUGAAAUUGCUAAUCCAAAGUAAUCUAUUUUUUAAAAAAAUAUUCUAGAUUAAUAUUUAGAGAGAUCCACAAUUUCAAGAGUAAACUUGUAAAGCAUAAAGGCCAAAUUCUGCUGUCAAGUUAUUUAUGCAACCCAGUACUGCAGAAAAUUUGUUUUCAAACAAUCAUAAUGGUGGUAUAAGUAGAAGAAUAAAAUACAAUCAGGAAGAUCAGAAGCAGUGUAAAUUGUUGUAUGAAUUGACAUUUACACUAUCUGUCUUUUGUUGAUAUCCAGGUGAUAUAACCAAGCAUACCAUUAAAGACGGUAUUUUCAUCAGGUACUGGUGAUGAUUUGUAUAACCUGUUCAAGUUUCACUUGUGUUCUGUGUUGUCUUCUGAAAGUGCAUUCUUACCUUAAACAGUUUUAAAGAGCUUUCAGGUGCUUAUGAAAUAGCUUUAUAAACAAUGGGCACAAUUCGUUUCAGUUUACACUGGGGUAGAUCAGUCCACUGCAAAUCCAGGGGCUGUGGUACAUAUGCAGAAACUCAGAUGUGUGUACUGGAGUUCUGAACAAGCCAGAGCUGUCCCUUCCCUUAGUGUUAGGAAGCACUCCAUACAUAAAAUCCCAUUGUGCACACUGAGCCUUCUGAGUCCUGUGAAGCUUUGCGUUGUAGUCCUUAUAUUUAAACGACCAGUAAAGGAUAGGUUCUAGAUGCUUUCUAUAUUAUCAUUUAUCAAUUCUGCGACGAGUAGUAAGAUGGCUCAGUGUGUAUAAUGGAGAUUAUUAUGCUGCUUACUUGGUUAGUUAUUUGGCCUCCUGCCUUAUAAAUACCUUUGAAGCAAUGGUGUAAUAACCCAGAAGUGCAUCGUGUGACAAAUCUUAUAACUCUGGGAAUAUUUAAUACAGAUUGCAGAGUCAUCAGGUUUUGGGGAGGAAAUUGCUGUAACACUAGAGCAGCUUUUGUUUUUUAGACAUGCUCUGAUUUUUAUAGUACGUAUCAAUUCACUAAAUACAGCUGCUGAAAUAUCUUAAUUUGUAGCUGAAAGCAAAAAUUAAAAUGCAGUAUUAAAAUGUGAAUGGGGAAGAUAUUACCAUAUAUAGGAAAUAUUCUCCCUUUAGUUAAGAUUACGGAAAUGAAUACAUUUAGCAAUUAUACAAAAGACAUCCAGUGUUAAACAAUAAAUUCUCCUCAGUUGACAUUUAAAGUUUCCCAAAGAAAAGCUUUAUAAAGGCCCUGUUAAUGUUGGCAUGGCUGUUGGCCAAGAACAUGUUUAUGGCCUAUUAUUAGCAUUAAUGUGAUUCUCGGAACAUGUUAUAUGAAUUAAACUUACACAAAUAAACAUUCUUAUUGUGCAUUCUUUUAAAAAAGAAAUCCCAUUUUGAGAUUAUAGAUAUAUACCCACAGGAGUGGAACUUGAGUGUUUUUGUCACUGUUACCCUGUGAUGAAAUCAUGAUAACCUUGUAUUACAUGGUUGAUCAUUUAUCAUCCUCCUCAUAAUGUAUCAACUGAAAGGUUUACAAAACCAGAAUGCGUUGAAUCUCUAUGUUGUGUUCAACUUUAAAGGGUCAACACAAAUCUGUCGGCAUUUUGCACACUUGAUAUGUAUUAUUAUAAUACAAAAUGUUACUUUUAUGGUAAAAAAAUUUUUUACACAUAUAACUACCUCCAUGAAUUUGAUGAAAUGCAGCAACAUGUUUUUUUAAAAAAGGGUAUUGUUAAGAGCGACGUUAAAAACUUUAUGAAGAAAAAGGCCAUGACGUUCUCUUGUGUGUCGGUGCUUGCAUAUGAAGUCAUUUUUCAUUGUCAUGAUUUCCUGUUACUGUAUUCAAUUGGCUUUAGUAGUACAAGAUUUUAUACAAGGAUCAUAGAAUCUUUUAGAUAAGCAAAGUGGGAGGAGCUCAAAUUUGUGCUUUGUCUUUCCAUUUCUGCUGAAGUUUCUACCUGGUAGAAAGUCUAGUGUUGCUUGUAAUUUAGAAGCCUGUUAAUAUAUACAGUAUAUGGAAUAUGAUUGGCAGCUUGGGGCUUAGCAAAAGACACACCAGGUAUUUUUCUGCCUCCAUUUAAACACUUUGGGGCCCUAUUCUGCCUUUAUUUAUGGCAAAAUACCAUGCCAGAGCUUAGCUUAAAUCCUUGCAUUAUCUGCCUCCUAAGUGGGCCACUGGUAUGAUACACUCUCCAUUGUCUCAGUCUUGCACAUCUUGGGGAUUGAAUACUAUAGAGCCCAAUAUUUUUCACAAUGAAAUAAAUAGUCUUGAGAUCCUGUCAUUAGUGUUAAUAGUAACAGAACCACCAAACAAGCUAUAGGAGAAUAUUUUUCCUUGAGACAUUUAGUAAAAAGAAGGAGGAGCAGUUAAGAAGCUAACUUCAGAAGCAUCCAGGGGGGUGGGGGAGGUGAUAAAAAUAAGAAAAUUGAAUGGCAACUGCCAAUUCAUUUUCUCUAAAUGUGGUAGAUACAUUUUGGGAGGGGAGUGUCCAUAUAAAUCCAUGUCAUUAUCACACAGAAAUAAUAAACAGGAUUGGAGGAGCAUCUUGCCAGAACCUUGUCACUGGUUAAAAUAAUACUGGCUUUUGAACUUUCUGUGUCUGAAAAAUCCAAAUUUUACAGCAAAUUAAUCUAGAUUCUGGACCAAGAUGAGCCAGGUCCUAAGAAAUGAAUACAUUUUUCCUGCUUCUGCUAUCGUUAGAAGAAUGAGAGGGAGGGGACAGAAGGAACUGCGUGUAAGAUUGUAGCCAUACACAUCCCAACCACUGACAGUCCUGUGCAAAGCCAUUCUGAUUUUUUUAGAUUUCACCUUGUGUAUUUUCCAGUCUCUCUCUCCAGGUUGCUGACUCCCAAGCAAGACCCAGAUUCCAUUCCAUGUUUGUGUGGUCCCAUUAGGGACACACUGAAUAAAUACAGUCCUGAUUGUAAUAGACAAAUUAGUAUUAAAAAGCUGUGUGGUUAAAAAACAUUCUUGCCUUCAGUAAAUCACCAGCAAAAUCUGUCCAUCAGAGGAAGUGGCAGUUACUUUUCUUUUUUGGCAAAGUUUUAAUAUAAAAAGCAGUUCAUGGAAGAGUGGUAAUAUGUUGCACUGAUACUGUACUUUUUUCCUGAGAAUCUCAAGUAUUUUGGAACUAGUGGAAAUAAACUUUACAAUCAACGGGACUUGCUUCCAAGUAAGUGUUUAUAGGUUCACAACAAAUAAGUUCUAUGUUAACACUACAGAGUUAGUUUUUAAGCUGUUUAAAAGAAACCAUUUUGAAGUCUUGCAUUGGCUCUUACUACAGCGCCAAAAUGUUUUUCUUCCAUCAACUUAGCUAUUCUCACUAGUGAAAAAUCUAAAAUAACUACACACAAGAGAAAUACUAAAAUGUAUUUUAAGCAGGGCUUUUCCUUAUGUGAAAUUGAUGAGUUCAGUAAAUUAGAGAUUGCUAUAGUUUAUUUUUUUCCUGCUCCUCCAAAAAAGCAUUGUUAUUAAACAGAAAUACUUCCAACUAAUUUUGUAACUUUUUAUUUUAAAAAAUCAGUUUUAAAUUUUAAUCUUACCGGUAAUUAUCCCAAUCUAGAUGGUACGAUAUGCACCCUCUACUUCCAAAAUGUAAUACUCCUCUCUGCCAAUUAGGCAAUAUAGGUAUCCUCCCUUUGCCUAAGAGGUGACAAUCAUAGCAUCAGUGAGAGUACACGCAGAAACCAGUUGCUAGAUGCAGGUUUCUCCUGUCUUGCAGCUGGCUUUUGAGCUUGCUGUGCUGCGGAUUUACACACUAAAUGCUACACUGGAUUUGGGCAACGGGAUUAAAUAAAAAAUUGUGAAAUGUCACUUGAUGGUGUUAUAUGCUGUCAUUCUAAACCUAGAAAAGUAGCCGUGUUAGUCUUGUGCGGUAAAAAUGAAGGCUGAUAAGUUGUUAUGGACCACGCUCCACUUCAUGCAUAUGCCACAAUGCAUUGUUAGUCUUUAAGGUGCCACACACAUACUAAACCCAGCUUCAGUUGCAGAUGUGCCAGUCAUGCUUAAUUUAAUUGAAAAUAGAAAAUAUUUAAACCUCUGUGUUUUAAAUUUGUUUCAGUAUUUCAGUUUUAAGAAAUAUUUUAUCAUUUCUGGUAAAAUGGUCUCAAAUCAGCCUAACAGGAUCAGUGCAUGGAAGUGUUUGUGACAUGUAUUCAUGAAAUACAGCAUAAUAUAGAUGUGAAAGAAGGGAUAGAUUAUCUGUUGUGCAGCAGGCCUGUCACUCACAACAUUGCAGUCUGCUUGCAUCUGCCAGGACAUGGGGCUUAAACAUAAAGUGCCUGUUAGACUGCAAUACAUGGCUGCUGAUCCAUCAUCAUUCUGGUGGGGGGCAUGAGUUAGAUGGGCCCACUUUAGAGUAUGGCCACAGCCUAAGUGGGACUAUGAUUAAAGCAUCUGUAACAGUCCCAUGGAAAUAAAAAUGGAAAUGGACUGCCUUCAAAUCGAUCCCAUAGUUCCUAUAAAAUAUGGUGGCAGUUCCAGCAUCUUGGGAUGGUGCAGCAAAGACUAUGUGCACCACUUUGGAGAACUUUCAAAUAAAAGUAGUCUGUGCAGCAGCAUAUAUAUGGCUAUUGUUUAGUGGACAGGGAUAGUUAAUGAGGAGAGACCAUUUGUUUAAGUCCAUCUAACAGUGGCAGAAUCAAAGUGCUUCUGUUGGGAGAUGGUUCCCAAGACAUAGCUCAGCACAGACCCAUUGUGUAUUGUAUUCAGCACCUGCCAGAUUCCUAUCCUGUCAAGUAUAUGAUGCAUAAACACUUCACAAAUUCACCAGAGUGCCUCCGCUUUGAGUUGUUCUGCAUUAUAAAGUACCCUAAGAAAGAUUAAGGGAAUUGCUCUUCUCUCGUUGAGAAACUCACACGCACACACCCCUAGAUGCUAUUCCAUAACCAUGCACUACAAUACUGUGAUUAGAGAUUACAGUGCUAUAUAUAUUGAAAAAACAUUUUAAAAUACUUCAUAUAACCACCCGUGAGCGUGAAAGAUAGGGCCCGUUGGGUAAUUGGCACAGAUGUUGUGCAGGAGCUGCAGGAACAAGAGACUUCCAUUUAAAGGGAUCAUAAUUCUGCAGGUAACCUGUGAGUGACUGAAUGUGACUGUUGCAUUAGGUUUAAAUGAGUUAAUAAAUGCAAGUGGGACUUACUGUAUGCUAGAAGGGAGUUUUGCAACCAAGACUGCCUUGUAUAAAUGUGUUUGCACUGAAAAAAAAUUAAAAUUUCUUGGUCUCUGGUUGCUGUAAAGGUCAUCCAAGCUGGAUGUUCUGUUUAUAUUGUAUAGUAUUUCAUAUGAAAUAAUUACAGUUCAUGAAAUGUCUUCCCUUAACGUUACUGAUUUAUAACAGCACAUUUGUGACAUGGUUUUUAUUGUGUCAGUGUACCAUAUUGUAAAUGAUAAUAACUUGUCAUGCUUAGUAUAAUAACUUAAAAGAAAAAAAAAGGACAGGGAUUUUUGUAAGUCUAUAUUUGAAAGUCCCUCCAUAUGGUAAUAUUGUGUU
This is a messenger RNA of Rhineura floridana, 10345 nucleotides long. It is a transcript of the gene STOX2, whose product is annotated as storkhead box 2. Gene Ontology annotation, molecular function: DNA-binding transcription activator activity, RNA polymerase II-specific; RNA polymerase II transcription regulatory region sequence-specific DNA binding. The transcript has 5 exons. Bases 734 to 3520 code for a protein of 928 amino acids. The record is from RefSeq and is a predicted model, not a curated record. Lineage: Eukaryota; Metazoa; Chordata; Lepidosauria; Squamata; Rhineuridae. Gene Ontology annotation, cellular component: nucleus; cytoplasm. Gene Ontology annotation, biological process: positive regulation of transcription by RNA polymerase II.